AUGGCUUCUUCGUCGAAAGGUUGUACCAGCAAAGUGAACACAGUAAAAAAAUGGAAGGAAACACUAAACGCUGACUGGCUUGAGUACGAUGAUGAUGGCAAAGUGGUGAAUUUAUUGCGUUGUAAAGUUUGCACAAGCAAGGAGGAGAGAAUAACAAGCGCUAAAAAUUUCUCUCGCACAUUUAUCACUGGAUCAGCAAUUGUAAAGAAGAACACCGUCGUAAAUCAUCAGUAUUCCGAUCAACAUAGGAUGGCAGUUAAGCUGAAUUUAAAGGAAACCUUAAAGGAGAAAUAUGUGGACGAAUAUGUAAACGAAAACCCCAUUGGCCAAGGACUCAACAAAAUGGCAGCUGACGAUCGUGGAAGGAUGGAACAUCUUUUUAAUGCCAGCUACACUGUGUGUAAAGAAGAGCUGCCUUUCAAAAAGUAG
Molecule: messenger RNA, 429 nt
Organism: Paramuricea clavata
Lineage: Eukaryota; Metazoa; Cnidaria; Anthozoa; Malacalcyonacea; Plexauridae
Source: the annotation of a GenBank genome assembly